This is a messenger RNA of Colletotrichum truncatum, 2472 nucleotides long. RefSeq names its product ubiquitin c-terminal hydrolase family protein. Gene Ontology annotation, molecular function: cysteine-type deubiquitinase activity. Gene Ontology annotation, biological process: protein deubiquitination. Lineage: Eukaryota; Fungi; Ascomycota; Sordariomycetes; Glomerellales; Glomerellaceae. Gene Ontology annotation, cellular component: nucleus; cytosol. The record is from RefSeq and is a predicted model, not a curated record.
AUGAAGGGCAAGAAGUUUCUCAGCCUGCGAGACAGGAAUGGCAACCAUCGCAGGAGCAAGUCCUCAGAGCCAGGACAAAAGAGCCGACCACUUUCAGCCGAAGCCUUUAGAUCGCUCUUCAAGGGCGACGCCGCACGGCAAACACAAAAUGAUGAGGAGCUGAAGGAGAAGGAGAUGGCAAAGAUUGAGGAUAUAAUGCAACUCCUCGCCGAAUCCAACAUUACAGACGUUUCCGCCGAACACAUUCGCGACUCUUUGAACAGCAAAUUUGCCGAGGGCGAUGUCCAAAAGACUGUCGAGUUUAUCCAGAUGCAAUGCAAAGCAAUGGCUGGCAAGAUUACACAUUAUAACCCCCAGGUCGAAAUGGUCGGCGCCGAGAAUAGGGGCAACGUUACAUGUUACCUCGACUCGCUACUCUUUGCCAUGUUUGCCAAGCUGGACGCAUUCGAAUGCAUGCUCAAGAACGAUUUCUCGGACGAGCCCAAAAGGAGACUGGUCACACUGCUACGUCUAUGGGUAAACAUGCUAAGGAGUGGAAAAAUGAUCCACACGGACAUGACCAAACUUAUACAAGAUGCUCUCGCCGACUGUGGCUGGAGCGACGCCAAGCUGCUGGAGCAGCAGGAUACUUCCGAGGCCUUCGCAUUCAUUACCGAGACACUACAGCUCCCCCUUUUGCAACUACAAGUCGACCUAUUCCACCAAGGAAAGAAUGAUAAGGACGACCACAAACUCGUCUAUGAACGAUUAUUAAAUUUGGCGGUGCCUCCUGAUCCUGAUGGCAAGGGCAUUCGGCUAGAGGAUUGCUUAGAGGAGUACUUCAACACUCAAGUUGACGUACUCAGGGACAGACAUGAGGAGAAGAAAGAGCUUGCGCAAACCACUCCCAACAAGAACACAAUUCGUCUUGUGACACCCGAGCAUAGCACCGACUUCGAAGCCGCAGAUGUGCUGAGCUCAUCCCCUCUUCAACUGUCACCGGCUCUAGAACGACGAUGGACAGCAUCGCAAGCGCCCAACGGCGCCCCUGAAUCUCCCGGCGGCUCUUCGCGCCCUGCUCCUCGGCAUCGUUCCACCAGUGUCAUUCAGCGUGUCGUACUUGAAGAGAAACAAAACUCGACGGAAUCUGACACGCCAACUAUGUUAGAAAAGGCCAAACGAACAAGCUCGACAGUGGUCAAGGCCGUGACCAUUCCUGCUUGGCAAUUCUUCAAGUUGAUUCCAUGGCAUGCGGCCGGAAACAAGGAGCCCAAAAACGACAUGGAGGUGGCCAUGAACUUCAACCAGAGACCUGUUGUCGGAAUCUGCUUGAAGCGGUACAUGAUGACAAACUCUGGUGUUCCACAGCGUCACAAUACGUUUAUCGACAUCCCCGAUAGCUUGAGGCUGCCACACUUCAUGCUUGCAGGUGAAACUCAACUCGAAGAGGAUCCCAAUGGCUUCAGCAUGGAAUACAAGCUAGUUCUCCAGUCGGUGAUUUGCCACCGGGGAGACUCGCUUUACAGCGGACAUUAUGUAUCGUUUGCGCGGGUUGCGCCCAAGCUCCUCACGGACAAUAGGCGGCACGAUCUCGAUCCUCCUCCCGAUUACGAAGAGGCGCAAUGGGUUAAAUUCGAUGAUUUGAACAUUGAAAGCAGGGUAACCUAUGUGGACGAUAUCAAGCAAGCACUGAAGGACGAGAUGCCUUAUCUGCUUUUCUACCAGAUCGUACCCAUGGUAGAAGUCGCUUCAACGGAAGAAACCGAAACGGAACCACCGUCUUACAAUGAGUCGAAGGUCAGCAUCAACCUGCCAGCUUCGCCCAACCCACAAGAGGGGACUCACUCGGGCAUUCCGUCAUCAAAGAGCGACUACUUUGAAAACACUUCGAUAUCACCACCGAAAGCACCAAGCAUCCGAUUCUCGUCUGAACUCGAGAGGCCUAGCCGCCUGAGCUUUGAUGAUGAGCCUUAUGGCUUAGGGUUCAAGGAUUCUCGUCGCGGCAGCGUCACCUUCACAGACUCUACAUUGGGCACACCGGCGAUCACCCCGGAGGCUGUGUCUCCCGCCCUCACACCGAACGAAGAAACAACAGCGCAGCGGCUAUCUCGAGCCGCGGCCCGUUUUACCGCAAAGAGCAAGAGCAGACCCACAAGUCAGGCAGGAGAGGGGCGGAUUAGCCUCACCAUGACCCGACUCGGAGGACUAAUGCGGCCAAGCAAGGAACCGUUGCGAGAACCGACGAACGGCAAUGCACUAGCAACAUCUGUUAGCGCUCCUCUGCCCGAUCCUGUUACUGAGGAGCAGUUCGUCGAAGAUGCCGCCGCUGAAGAAACCCCACACGCCGAUACCGAGAGAAAAGAUUCUAAGGAGUUGAAGGAGAGAAAAUCAGGGGAGCACCACCACAGACAUCAUCAUACCCACAAACGGAACAAGUCCAAGGAGAAGAAGAACAAGGACGGCGAACCCGAGCGGGAAUGUGUUGUCAUGUAA